Molecule: messenger RNA, 4391 nt
Organism: Scatophagus argus
Lineage: Eukaryota; Metazoa; Chordata; Actinopteri; Scatophagidae
Gene: c1galt1lb
Product: core 1 synthase, glycoprotein-N-acetylgalactosamine 3-beta-galactosyltransferase, 1b
Exons: 4
Coding region: 691-1896 (401 amino acids)
Cellular component (GO): membrane
Molecular function (GO): N-acetylgalactosaminide beta-1,3-galactosyltransferase activity
Source: RefSeq, a predicted model, not a curated record
AGAUUCUACUGCGACUUUUGUGUGCUUGCAGGAGUACACUUAUUUAUGCUCAGUAACAAUUGGGCUUUUCUUUUGAAGUACAUGACCGGAAAUAAUUGUCUUCUGGACGGAAGUCAGCAGUCGGAUAAGUUAGGUGUGUAGUAGUUUAUGCAGCGUUGUGGAACACUUUUACGGGGCUACUUUUGUCUUUUCGUUACAUUUACUAAACUGCUGGGGCUAUGUUAGCCGACAGGCGUCACACAUAGCUCGGUCUGUCAGCUGCAGGUAACUACCGUUUAGCUGCAUUGACACCGAAGAAUCGCUAACUUAGCACUGAAGCAGCGGUGUCGAUCAAAUAACGGAGUAGCCCGUUAGCUAACGCUAGUCUUCUCAGUGCAAAGGCCAGGAGCCAGUUUUUGAAGACGUCCAUUAUAAUCAUUUAUGUAUUUAUUUAUAUACCCCGCAGACUGAUUAGUUAGCGUUUUUUGUUUUGGCGCUGGCUGUGGUGCUACGAUAACAGUUAGCAACAUUAUAGUGCGGCUAGCUGAGCUAAGUUAUGGUCUAGAGGAAAAGAAAAACGUUACGUCGUGGUCAAAACUGGCUCAGCUUUCGCUUUCUGAAGUGGAUGUGGGAUAAUACCGCUGCUAUGGUGUGUGCAAUACAGCUGCACCUGCCAAGUUGAACGACUGACGGCGAGACACCUGGACCAGCAUGAAGGCCCUCGGAUCCAGAUUCUCCUUCUAUGCGGGCUUCGUGGUGGGAACUUUCACGCUGUACGUGUUUCUGCGGCAAGUGUGGUUUGAGAAAACCGUCUCAGCGCAGCGUCCCUCCAGCCUUGAGAAACUUCGUGACUACCAGCAGGAGCCCGAUGAAGACGAGGCUGUGUGGAAGAAGGAGAGGUCUGCGCUUUUCAACCUGAAGCACCCUCAUCAUACAGACGAGGAUAGUCGCAUGGCUGAUGAACUAUACAAAAAGGUGCGGAUUCUUUGCUGGGUGAUGACUGGACCCAGCAACUUGGAGAAGAAGGCUCGGCAUGUGAAGUCCACGUGGAGUCGCCACUGCAAUGUUGUGGUCUUCAUGAGCUCUGUGGAGGACCCUGACUUCCCCACAGUUGGCUUGGGUACAAAGGAGGGUCGGGACCAGCUGUAUUGGAAAACGAUUCGAGCCUUCCAUUAUGCCUAUGAGCAUCACGCCAAUGAGGCCGAUUGGUUCCUCAAGGCCGACGACGACACAUACGUAAUUGUAGACAACCUGCGGUGGGUACUUGCGAACCACACACCAGAUGAGCCGAUUUACUUUGGCCGAAGGUUCAAGCCCUACACCAAGCAGGGCUACAUGAGCGGUGGUGCAGGCUAUGUGUUGAGCAGAGAGGCUCUGCGCCGAUUUGUUGAAGGAUUUAAAAACAAAGUGUGCACUCACACUACCUCUGUAGAGGAUCUUGCAAUGGGUCAGUGCAUGGAGAAAGUUGGAGUGCUGGCGGGGGACUCCAGAGACAGUGUGCAAAGGGAGACAUUUCACCCAUUUGUGCCCGAGCAGCAUCUCACAGCCAAGUUCCCCAAGAGCUUCUGGUAUUGGAGCUACUGCUACUACCCCAUCUCAGAGGGUCCAAACUGCUGCUCAGACGUGUCGGUGUCUUUCCAUUAUGUCGAUGCUUCACACAUGUACUUAUUGGAGUACUACACCUAUCACCUGCGUGCCUUUGGCUACAGAUACCGUUACCAGCCCCCCGCUCCUGUAGGCUACGUUAUCGAGCUGUCAAAUUCCAGGGAUGCUGCAGAAGUAAAAAAUGAGCCAGCUUCUCAGGAGAAAGUGGGAGGAGAGGGGGGUGAUUCAUCCAGGACUGACAAGAGACAGGAUGCAGAUCCCCCUCCUGCAGCUGAUAAAGACCCUUCUGCUGCUCUAGCGAACAGUCAGUAAGACUGUGAGGGUGUGUGAUGGGAACUGAUCAUUAGGUAGGAGGAAUGUGUGAUUCAAGUGUUUGCUUGUUCUUUCAAAUAAUCUUGGCUCAUAUUUUUCUACAAAAGUAGAAAAAACUAUCCACUUGGAUUUUAAAUAUCCCCACAAAGAGGUGUAUUGCCUGAGGAUUCUCCAGCUGAACGACUUCUACUAAUAUUAACUGUGACUGCAAGACUGGACUAACGACUUAGUGGCAAUUUAUGACUUUUAACCUUUUUACCCUUGUUUUUCAGGUUUUUUGGGUUGUUUUUACAACUCUGUGUCUUCUUUAAAAGUUUGAAGCAACCCUCUGUAAGAUGUAUUCAUUUGAAAACUAACUAAAACACUUUUAAUCCAUAUCAGCCUGGCAUAGGAACCAAUUAUUUUUCCAAAUCAGGUAAAUUUAAUUUGGAAAAUGUUUUUUUUGAUUAUUGCAAACCCACCAAAACUCGAUCGUGAGCAUUCUCGAUAGCAAAGUAGUUUUUAACUUGCUGGACUUGUUUUACCUAAUUUUUCACAUAGAUAACUAUGUGCCUUGGACACCAGUGAGACCCAGUAAUGCGUCUAAUCAGACAAAACAUUUUUUUUAAAGUAUGAAAGUGACCAAGGUGCACUGCAGCUGGAUUCAAUUCUGAAGGGUUGAGAUAGGGUGAAUUAGAUCAUUUUGAUUUAGUGCUCCCUGUCAGUAGAUGACAGGUAUUUGUUUUGAGCAUAAUUUGAUUUCAGCUCAUUUCUGUGUCCGUUUUCUGCCUCCAAAACUUAAUUCAGGCCACAUAUUGUGAUGUUAGGUCCAUGUUCUGUGUAGGAAUAGUCAUUUUAAGCUGCUAUAAAUCACCUCCAUGCUGUAUGCUUGUCAUCAUACUGGCUGUCGCUGGUCUCAGAAGCUGUGUCUGGUCCCAGUCUAACUGUAGGUCCACUGUCUGAGCACAAAGGACAGUGAAACUUGCACUUGAAACUUACUUUGGCCAUGUGCUGGCCCAGAUAUUUAUGGCACUAAUAUAAAGUUAAUUUUGUUGUAUAGCGUUUCAAUAUGUUCAUGUUUCUUGGUUGAUUGAGAUGCAUUGAUGUGAUCCUGAUGCCUUAAAUGUACAGUCCACGUGACUAAAUUUUUACAAUCCAGCCAAAGAUUUCCCACGAUGGAUUAUGCCAGGUUGAAGACAGACUCGUCAUUAUUUACAAACAUGUUGUCUUGUCGAUAUUGCAGUGGAUCUUGGUCCUUCUCGUUCAGUAUUAUAAAUGGAGUCUGUUCAGCUAACGGCAGUCAUUCAGGAUGUUUAUCUGCCCUCCACCCUUUUAUCUUUGCUGAUACCUUCAGCAGUAUUAGGAAGUAGUUAGUGUAAUCAAACAUGAUCUGCUGUACUGUUCUUCCUGAAUCAAGCAUCUUCCCCCUCAUCUUUCCCCAGUGGACCCUUUAGCUUGUGCCUUGUAAAUUGAGAUUGUAUGAGAUAUCAGCUGCACGCACGACUUUGCACUGUGUUAUCACCAUGACGAGAAUGAUGCUUUCAGACAAAUUAUAAUUAUAUUGAAUCCCUCCAAUGUAAUGAGUAUGGCCUUUGGGCAAGCCAGUGGAUGACUUGUUCAUGACAACAAAAUUAUUGUUAUUAUUUUUACAAUUUUAGUUUUUACAAUGUUGUGUAAUUUUUAAAUUGUGGGAGGGCUAGACCUUUUUUUUUUUUUUUUAGUUAUCACAUUGUGUAGAUUGAAAAAUAUUAAUAUCAAAAGUUUCAUAAAAAAAAGUCUUCAUUACUUUGUAACCAAACAAAGAAAUACUUUUGUGAGAGAUACAGUAACUACCAAAUAUAGGAAAUGGUUUUGGGCAUCAGGCAAGAAUCGGUGAUGGUUCAAACUGAACAAAUUUAUGUGACAUUUGCAUGCAUUUUUGAGUGUUAUAAUUGCUGUUUUUUAAAAUUUAUUUUUUAACCACUUAAAAUAUUUCACAGGUGGAAAAUGUAUGACUAAUUCAUGCCUAUCAAAAUGCCUUUUUUGUCGGUGUUUACACCCAGUUUCCAUUUGUACAUGAGCACAUAGCAUGUUCAGUCUUUUCUAUUAAAAUGGAAAAUUUUAACCAAAUCAGCAUGCUUUACAUAAUGGUUUACUUAAUGAACUUCUUUGAUUUGCAUUGAGUUAACAGUUGAACAUUUCAGUAGCAAAGGAGUGCUGUGCAGAUUCUUACUAUCUGUGGAUCUUGAGGGCCCAAACACAUUGACAGCCGCCACAUCUCAGAUGCCAGUGGUAUAACUCUUCAAGUCCUUGACAAUCUACUCCCAACAUUCAUUUUUUUUGACAAAGGGAAAGGUGUACAAUAUUGUAUUUAAAUUUCAAAUGUAUUUAUGUUGAUACUGACAUCGAAAUUGAGUCAGUACACUUUAUCUUGUAAAUGAGUUGGUGUGAGUGUGUUAGCACAUGUGAUCAGUGCGCAGGGUCAUUGCAUGUGAACGGUACUUUAAUCACUAUAAAUAAAUGCAUAUUUUAUUGUA